AUGCCGAGGUCUUUUCUCGUGGAUUCCUUGAUUUUAAGAGAGGCCAACGACAAGGGGAGCGAGAACAACCCGCCUUUAUUCCCGUAUGCCGUGCACACGCCGCACCACCCGCACGGGAUGCCGGGCUCCUGCCACUCCAGGAAAGCCGGGCUGCUGUGCUUCUGUCCGCUGUGCAUGACCGCGUCCCAGCUGCACCCGUCGCCGCCGACGCUGCCGCUGCUCAAGGCGUCUUUCCCUCCUUUCAGCUCACAGUACUGCCACUCGGCCCUGUCGAGGCAACACUCCUCAUCCAACAGCGUCAACCUCAACCACGCACCGGGGAUAUACCAAGCCGCGUACUCGGUCCCAGACCCUCGACAGUUCCACUGCAUCUCCAUCGAAAACAGCAACGGCAAACUCCAGAGCAGCAAGCGCAUGCGCACAGCCUUCACCAGCACGCAACUUUUGGAGCUGGAGCGCGAAUUCACCUCCAACAUGUACCUCUCCAGACUGAGGCGCAUCGAGAUCGCCACAUACCUGAACUUGUCUGAGAAGCAGGUGAAAAUCUGGUUCCAGAACCGCAGAGUCAAGCACAAAAAGGAGGGCAAGAGCAGCGGCCAAAGGACUGGAUCACAUAACUGCAAAUGCUCGUCCCUGUCAGCCGCGAGGUGCUCGGAGGAAGAGGAGGAUGACAUUCCCAUAUCUCCCUCCUCGUCCGAGAAGGAGGACGUGGACCUGUCCGUCUCCCCCUGA
Molecule: messenger RNA, 732 nt
Organism: Chelmon rostratus (copperband butterflyfish)
Lineage: Eukaryota; Metazoa; Chordata; Actinopteri; Chaetodontiformes; Chaetodontidae
Gene: gsx1
Product: GS homeobox 1
Exons: 2
Coding region: 1-732 (243 amino acids)
Biological process (GO): regulation of DNA-templated transcription
Cellular component (GO): nucleus
Molecular function (GO): sequence-specific double-stranded DNA binding; DNA-binding transcription factor activity, RNA polymerase II-specific
Source: RefSeq, a predicted model, not a curated record